Molecule: messenger RNA, 4999 nt
Organism: Gadus morhua (Atlantic cod)
Lineage: Eukaryota; Metazoa; Chordata; Actinopteri; Gadiformes; Gadidae
Product: hydroxycarboxylic acid receptor 2-like
Exons: 2
Coding region: 1751-2695 (314 amino acids)
Biological process (GO): G protein-coupled receptor signaling pathway
Cellular component (GO): plasma membrane
Molecular function (GO): G protein-coupled receptor activity
Source: RefSeq, a predicted model, not a curated record
CCAAACAGAGCCCAUCUCUGACCCCCGGUCCGUUUGACCCAAAAUACCGCCACUUCCUAAUUACCAUGACGAUGACCCCUGCUGUUAAUCAAUACAGUAUGCUCUUAGGUCUCCAAGGGAAAGGAAAGAGACCACAUGAUAUAUAAUAUAAACAGUAAUGUUCCUGGCUCCCCUGCUGUAACCCUCAGUCUGAACAUCACUGUAGCCUCACAUUACGCAUUACGGAAUACAAGUUAUGAAAAAUACUUUUGCAACAAUGUUGUGACAUUGUAUGGAUAUAAAGUAAUCAACAAUCCCGCUGUUGUUUCACACUUAGGCAAUGCGUUUGGUUUUAUUUUACAAGCAGUUCCGGUAAUCUGACAUAUUACUAAUCUGGUCUUGAACUGCGUGAUGAAGACAAUCUUUAGGGUUGUUCCUGUUCACGCUGACAGCUCCCAGGUAUUCAGGGAAGAAAACGCAGCGCAUCAACCAACAGGAAAGGAGCAGCGAUGUCUCAGACUGGCUGACAGGUCAGACUGGCUAGCUCACAUUUUUUGGCACGACCUUUAAACCUCCAGCCACACAUUAGCAAGAUUCAAUUGUUUCUUUGACUUUGUUAAUGUUUCUGUCAAUUGACAGGAAUAUAACGAACAGCCCUUUUAGAUCUUUAAACUUGAGUAUGGAAAUGUAUAGAUUUUCUGGGCAGUUUUGAUUCUUACUUAGGUCUACAUACUCUUAACUUACAAUCUCUCUCUCUCUCUCGAAGCAGAGUUGAACAUAUCUUAACAGAAACAUUAGUCAACGUUAUCUUUCCAUUAUACUGGAAUCCGUUGUCUUCAAUGGCAUGAUAGCACAGCUUCAUGAGGUUUGAGCAAUUCAAGCAAGUGACCCAAGCGCAUGCUCAGGUCCCUCCGUGGCCACCAGAGGGCCCCCAAGAGCGCCUGAAAUAUCCCACGUGGACCUUGAAACGAUUUGACGUUAUGUGUUUUUUUUUGCGAUGUUAUUUUAAUGGUAAUCAUUGAUGAUAAAUACGCAAUGCAACGGACGUUAGCUCAAUUCAGUCAGACGAACGUUAGGUUACAGUCCUCUCCUCUGCUUUGCUAUGGAAAAGCUCAUCUGAUCACGAUCAUCUUUAUUUAAUAGAUUUAGUAUAAACUUUUUAAAUUACCAUUUCUAAGUAGAAAAAAGGAAGCAAGAGAGCUACUGCUUGUCUCAAUUAUUUGAUUUGAAAGAUAGUUGUUUGUUUUGCCCUUUUGAACAUUAUUUUCGCAUAAAGCCAUUAAAGUUGUUGACUUGUUUAUUGUAUUCAUACUUAUUAAUCGCCAGGGAGAAAUUAUUUUUCUGCAUUUAAUCCUCCUAUGCUUAAUGAGCUAUGCAUGGUCAGAUCGAUGUUUUAUAUUUUAUGAAAAAAAUUCCUCCAAAAUUAACAAAAUGUAACAGCCCUCUCAGUCACCUCAUCGCAAUCAUUUCUACAAUUCACAUACAAUAUUUGUCUAGAAAAUGUAAUUUCACCACUGUAUGGUAAAAAAGAUAAAUAUCUUUCGAAAGUAAAGAUAGGAACGUCAUUAUUCAGAGUUGGCAUUUGCUGCUGAUGAUGUCACAUGGGAGGUCACUCUGAUAUUCAUGCCACUGAAUAUAUUAAAAACACCACAUCGUCUCGGUUUCACAAACGAUUUCCUAAUAGAGUGCCUCAGUUGGUGUUCCCCCUUUUGAAGAACCGCUCAUCAACCAGCUCAUCAACCAGCUCAUCAUCCAGCUCUCAGCAGACGACAUGAAUUGCAUCUACCGUACCCCUCUGCUCACCAGCGCGCUGCCCCCCCUGCUGGGGGCGGAGUUCGUCCUGGGGGUCCUGGGCAACGGCCUCGCCCUCUGGAUCAUCCUGUUCCGCCUGAAGCCCUGGAAGAGCAGCACAGUCCUCCUCUUCAACCUCUCGCUGGCCGACUUCCUGCUCAACGUGGCGCUGCCCUUCCGUGCCAGCUACUACUCCGCAGGCCUGACCUGGCACUUCGGCCCGGCCUUCUGCAACAUCUCCCUCUUUCUGCUGGCCAUGAACCGCAGCGGGAGCAUCUUCUUCCUCACGGCCGUGGCGGUGGACCGCUACGUGCGCGUGGUCCAUCCCCACCACGCGCUCAACUCGCUGAGCGUGGUGAGAGCGGCGUGCGGCGCCGCCGGGCUGUGGCUGCUCACCUUCUCCAUGACGGCCCACCUCCUCGCCCUGCCGCGCCCUAACGCCACCGACUGCGAGAGCUUCCACAUCAACUCGGGGGGGCUCGACGUCGUACACUUCUGGCACAGGAGCUUGUUCCUGCUCUCCUUCUUCCUGCCGCUGGCCCUGAUCGUGUUCUGCACCUGCUCCAUCGUGGCCCACCUGAGAAGGAGGCAGCUGGCCCGUGAUGCGCGCAUUAGGAAGGCCCUGUGGCUCCUCAUGGUGGUGGUGGUGGUCUUCGCCGUUUGCUUCCUGCCUAGCAACAUCACGCAGCUGCUCAUCUGGUUGAAGGAGGGAUCGAUCGCCGGUGUUCACUCGGGGACAAAGGCCUGUGACGAGAUGGAGAACUUGAACACGGCCUUCUACCUGACCAUCAGCCUGACCUACCUGAACAGCGCCCUGGACCCCGUGGUCUUCUACUUCUCCAUCCCCCCCUUCAGGAACAUGUGCAGGCGGGCCCUGCGUCUGGGGAGGGCCGGAGACACCGGCGACGAGGAGACCACCCAGUAGGUGGACUCUUAGUCUGUCAGCAAGCUGGGAGGCCAAGCAGUCACUGCUGUUCCCCGGGAUUUACCUUGCCACUUACCUGUCAAUGUUAAGUCACAGCAGAGCCACCGUUAUGGUUUGUUUGGCAGACAAAGACAAUGACAGGAUGUGAGUAUUAAUCGAGGAAACUAGGAAUUGAAUUGCCCUGUCACAUCAACAUUUAAACUUUUGUAUGUAUGUAUGUAUUUCAAAGUUACUUGAUUGGUCAUUUUCUAUCAAAUGUUCAAUAAGAGAUGUCGAGACUAAAAUGCGGUGAGUGCUGUAGUACAAAGUGAGGUUGAAAAUAUUUUUAAUUAAGCCAUAUAGAUUAAUUUUAAUAUUUUUAAUUAAGCCAUAUAGAUUGUUACAUAAAGAAGCGUUAAAUGGCUUAAAUCAAGUGAAGGGAUUUGAACAAAAGUUCAAAAGUCUAAAUGGAGUAAACAAUGUAAACAUGCACAGCAUUUAAGAAAAAGUAAAUGGUUGGAAAAAAAUAAAGUUAUGGCUGAAUGAAAAGAAAACAAUCAUUACUGCAAUCCACACAAAAUAUUUGUCUCUGAAUUUCACCAUGGCAACUUCAGUACAAUAGUGUUAACAAAACAACAACAAAAAACAGUGUUUCCUGUUCUGAAACAAGCAACAUGUGGAAUCCACUCAUUAUUUAGGGUGGGCUUGUCUGCUGCUGCUGAUGAUGGUUUGUUAGUGGAGCUCUGAAUACAUGGCCACAUGCUACUGAAUUACAUGAAACUUUGUUUGUCCCAGCCAGAUCGUCUGAGGGAAUUUCUCUCAGCUUAGUGAGAAAAUUAACAAGAUUACAUUUAGUAGUCAAAAUAAGAAGUGAACGUUUGAAGAGCAUCUCAUAAAUAGACCGUUUAUAGACGCUGAUGUAGAGUUCCCUAGAAAUUCCGAAGAAAAUUAACUCAGCAAGCCCAGAAACUUAUGAGCAAUAGGCUACUUUCACAAGCACUUCCUGAUUCGCCGUAAUACAGCUCAUCAGCUUCCGGUUCCAAGAUGGCAACGUUCUACACCCGGUGUUUACAGGAGCUGCCGACAAUAAAUAUCACAGAUGUGCAUCGUUUAUGUCGGGAAACAAAAACUCCGACAAGCAAAUUGGAGAAGGGGUUUAGGCUGUAUGCUUUGAACUACAUUCACAGCUACGAAGCAGAAGUACAGGUACAUUGGAAUAAUUGUGAUUCUUGGAGUCCGCUUUAAAAAAAGCACAUCUUUAUUUUAAGAGGGAGAGAAUAUAACAGUAAGCAUUCAGGGUGGUAGGCUUUUUCUAGCACAGUUGAAGUACUUACCUUCAUAAGAAACAAGUUGUUUUUUACACCCAUGAUGCUGAGGUUAUAUUUCUAAUGAUUUACCUUUUUCUCUUAGAUCAAGCUUUCUGAUUCAUCAGCCAAGGGAUGAAAAAAGAAAGAGUUAAUCUAUGGGCUGGAGCAGCUGUCCGAGAGGAAAAGAAAAAAAGUAUAGCUCAAAAACAACAAAUACAAAUGCAAUGGCAUCACGUAUAAUUACAUCUAACUACUUAUAAAGUACUGUUGAUGCACGUGCAGGUGCGACCACUUCUUUUUUUCUGGGCAGCUGAUUUGGCUCUGGAAACACGGACCAUCUUGUGGAGAAGGCUCAAUCAAAGACCAAAAAGCUAUCAGAUGGUUGUAGCUGGCAAAUCUAUUCACAGAAGACAUUGCAUAAAAAUGUUCAAUUAGAAGUGUACAUCAAAAGUAUACAUUGUUACCAAAAUAAUGUCAACAGUAACUACUAAGAUUAAGAUUUUUAUCAUAUAUAUAUUAUGUAGCAGGGUGACCUGUAUUUCUCCCAUAUAUCUGUUUCAGCCUCAGUCACCUCCCUUUUACCUGUAUUGUGACUUGUGCCACUACGCAACGGUUGCUCUACCGGAUGGCGUCGUAACUAUUCCCUCUUUGGGUGCAGUUCAAUAACUGCACCAACUUCCUGUAAGACAACCUGAUGUGUGUGGAUAUCCAAUGCCCUAAUGUGUUCUCUGUGCUCUCUUUUUAGAGUAGUGUUCUUGUCCGGGCCGUAUCUUUGGGAGGCGCGGUUUGGUGGUUUUCCGUGUACUUGCAUGUAGAUAAGUAGGGUGUUACCUGCUCAAUUCAUACAUUUGUACAAUUGUUUAUUAAUAGUAUUUUGUUCUAGGACCAGCAUUGGUGGAGUUGGAGACGGUCACAUUCUGGCGCUGGCGCUUCAGUGCUCCUAUUUUCAUCUCAUAGAAUAAUAAGAUGACUUUUUUCAACCAUUUAAAAAUAAACUUUUGUGGACUUGAACUGGAAA